GAGUCAUGUGAUACCAAGAUGGCGGCACCGCGGUAGCUGGCUCGAAGUUGUGGCGUCCAAGGAGCCGCGACGGUUUCUGCCCUCUGGCUGUGGGGGCGGCAACCCUUGGCUGACUCCUGCCGCCACUCGCAGCCUGCAUUGGGCACCCGACCCAGGGCUGGGGCUGUUGCUGUUGCAGCGUGUUCGGGGGGAGUGCCGGUGACCUCGCUCGCUGCAGGUUCCUUGCGCUGGCCCUGCUUGCCGGAGAAAGAGGCGAGCAAUCAAUCUCUUUGAUCACUUGGGCCUUUGAUGUUCAUGAGGCCUCCGAGGGCUCCAGAGGAGCUACAUCUCUGAGGGGGCUGGGGGAGUUCCAGCCGAGGCGUGCCUGAGAAGCAGCCUAGGACCCCUGUAGGCCUGAAGAAGGCAGCCAGGACUUCCCUUCCUCCCUCCGAGGCCUCGUCUCGCCGCCUUGAUUAACCCAGCGUUGCUGCUCACUUCCUCUCAAUGUUCUCUCCAUUUAUCAGGAAAUAUGAUCAGCGCCCCUGACGUGGUGGCCUUCACCAAAGAAGACGAAUACGAGGAAGAGCCUUAUAAUGAGCCAGCCCUGCCGGAGGAGUAUUCAGUGCCGCUUUUCCCCUUUGCCAGCCAGGGAGCCAACCCAUGGUCAAAACUGUCUGGGGCCAAGUUCUCCAGGGAUUUCAUCCUUAUUUCUGAGUUCUCUGAGCAGGUGGGACCCCAACCUUUGUUGACCAUCCCUAAUGACACCAAAGUUUUUGGUACCUUUGAUCUCAAUUACUUCUCUUUGCGGAUCAUGUCUGUGGAUUACCAGGCUUCCUUUGUGGGCCAUCCUCCGGGUUCUGCCUACCCCAAGCUGAACUUUGUGGAGGACUCCAAGGUGGUGCUGGGAGACUCCAAGGAAGGAGCCUUUGCAUAUGUGCACCACCUCACUCUGUAUGACCUGGAGGCCCGUGGCUUUGUGAGGCCUUUUUGCAUGGCUUAUAUCUCAGCAGACCAGCAUAAAAUCAUGCAGCAAUUCCAGGAGCUUUCAGCUGAAUUUUCCAAAGCAUCUGAAUGCUUGAAGACAGGCAAUAGGAAGGCAUUUGCUGGAGAACUUGAAAAAAAACUGAAAGACUUGGAUUACACUAGGACAGUGCUGCACACAGAAACAGAGAUCCAGAAGAAAGCCAAUGACAAAGGCUUUUAUUCAUCUCAGGCCAUUGAGAAAGCCAAUGAACUGGCCAGCGUGGAGAAGUCCAUCAUUGAACAUCAAGACCUGCUGAAGCAGAUCCGCUCAUACCCUCAUCGGAAGGUGAAGGGGUCUGACUUGUCUUCUGGUGAGAUAGAGCACACCCAGGAUCAGGCCAACCAGGCACCUGUAACCUCUAACCCUGAUGAGACUGAUGACACAGACCUUUACACCUGCCGACCAGCUUACAUCCCAAAACUCAUUAAAGCAAAGUCCACCAAGUGUUUUGACAAGAAGUUGAAGACCUUGGAGGAACUCUGUGACACUGAGUAUUUCACCCAGACUUUGGCCCAGCUCAGCCACAUCGAGCACAUGUUCAGAGGAGACCUGUGCUACCUUUUGACCAGUCAGAUUGAUAGAGCACUUCUAAAACAACAGCACAUAACAAACUUCCUCUUUGAAGACUUUGUAGAGGUUGAUGACAAGAUGGUGGAGAAACAAGAGUGUGUAUCCUCUCAGCCCAGACAAGACAAGCUGCUUUCCAGACCUCUGGAAGAAUGCCCAAUUCCUAAAGUGUUAAUUAGUGUUGGCUCUUACAAGUCCAGUGUGGAGUCUGUGUUGAUCAAGAUGGAGCAGGAACUUGGAGAUGAGGAAUACAAGGAAGUAGAGGUGACAGAGUCAAGCAGUUUUGACCCCCAGGAAAACCUAGACUACCUGGAUAUGGAUAUGAAAGGGAGUAUCAGCAGUGGUGAAAGCAUUGAGGUUCUGGGCACGGAGAAGUCCACCUCUGUGCUGUCUAAGUCUGACAGCCAGGGCAGCCUCACAGUACCAUUGAGCCCCCUGGUGGUCCGAAGCAAAGCAGUUAGCCACAGGACCAUCAGUGAGGACAGUAUUGAAGUACUGAGCACCUGUCCUUCUGAAGCCCUCAUCCCUGAUGACUUUAAGGCCAGCUACCCAAGUGCCAUUAAUGAAGAAGAAUCCUAUGCAGAUAAUGAGGGGGCCAUCCAUUUCCAGGCAAGCAUCAGUCCACCAGAGUUGGGUGAGGCUGGAGAGGGCAACUUGGAAAAUACCCCACCCCAAAUAGACUCCUCUUGCUGUAUUGGGAAAGAGAGUGAUGGUAAGCUGGUGCCAUUCCCCACUCCGGCCCACACUCUCUCUGAUGAGGAUGGUGUGGUGAGUAUCCCCCCACAGCGCUAUAGGCAAAAGGAUGAAGGGUUCCAUGUGGACUUUGCAGUGGAAAACACCAACCCUUCUUCUCAAGACAACUGCGAAGCAUUCCCAGCUUAUGAGCUGGACCCAAGCUAUCUGCUGGCUAGCCGGGAUGUCAGUAAGACCAGCUUGGACAACUAUUCGGAUACCACCAGCUAUGUAAGCAGUGUGGCCUCUACCAGCUCUGACAGGACUCCCUCCUCUGCUCAUCCUGUUGGCCCAUCUUCUGAGAGGCAUAAAAAGCGGGCUGGCCAGAACGCCUUAAAAUUCAUCCGCCAGUACCCCUUUGCCCACCCAGCUAUCUACUCCCUACUCAGUGGGAGGACGCUAGUGGUCCUGGGGGAAGACGAGACUAUAGUCAGGAAGCUUGUGACGGCACUGUCUAUCUUUGUUCCCAACUAUGGCCGCUAUGCCAAACCUGUCAAGCACUGGGUCUCCUCCCCUUUGCACAUUAUGGAUUUUCAGAAGUGGAAGCUUAUUGGCCUGCAGAGAGUGGCCUCCCCUGGCAGUGCGGGUACCCUCCAUGCCCUGAGCCGCUAUAGCCGCUACACGAGCAUCCUGGACCUGGACAACAAAACCCUGCGCUGCCCCCUGUACAGGGGCACUCUGGUGCCCCGCUUGGCAGAUCAUCGCACUCAGAUCAAGCGGGGCAGCACCUACUACCUGCAUGUCCAGAGCAUGCUCACCCAGCUGUGCUCCAAGGCCUUUCUCUACACCUUCUGCCACCAUUUGCACCUGCCUGCCCAUGACAAGGAGACGGAGGAGCUGGUUGCCAGCCGCCAGGUGAGCUUCCUGAGGCUGAACCUGGGCCUGGUAAAUGAAGAUGUCAGGGUGGUUCAGUACCUGGCUGAGCUGCUAAAGCUACACUACAUGCAGGAGUCUCCUGGGUCCAGCCACCCUAUGCUCAGGUUUGACUAUGUCCCCAGCUUUUUGUAUAAAAUCUGAAGUUGGUCCCAGCUGCUGUGACCAAGACCUAUGACUUAGGGUAUGGGAAGGGAAGGGGUUGGCAUGACCAGAUGGUUGCUUGAGCUGGACUGUUGAGCCCUCUGGUGGUGUCGGUGAAGGAAAACAGUGGUGGCAGCUGUAGUUCCCAUGUGGCUCUGGGCAGCCUGCUAGGUGAACUGGGUAGAGGUGGGAGCCUGGCUCUGAAGGCACUUGGAAUAUCAGUAACAGGUUUCCAUAGCUCCCUGGUGCAGUGGUGCCCAAACAGGGGGUGUCCUUAGCUUACAGAGGGGGCUGGUGGCCUGGAUGGGGAGAGAAGGCCCUAGUCCUUGGUGGGAAGAGGUUUAAACACUGGCCAUUCAACAUCGCUGGACUCUCAAGAUGGCAAAAUUGGCUAAAGAAGCAGCCUGCUAACUGGUGAUUUGGUGGAAAACUGAAUGAGAGAACAUCCAUUGCCUCAUUGAGACCUUUGCUGUGGCCCUCUAUUUGGCCUUCUGGAGCCCAUCAUCCCAGGGAAGACCCAUGAAUGAAGGAAAUUGGAGGGAGAGAGCUCUGGCCAGCUGGGGAUUGGAAAUGCUUACUUUUGGGGCCCCAAAGGUCAUGAGCAGCCUCUUCUUCUGCCCUCACCUCCACCAGGGAAGAAAAUGCCUGUGAAUGGCCCCUAGAGAUCACUCUUCAUGGUCAUCACUAGGCCCAGAUGUGAAGCAGGUGCAGAAGACCACAGCCAGCAUGACGACUGCUCUGGGAGCUGCAGAUGGAGCAGGCCAUGGGGCCAUGAAGCCAUCACACUGUGCAAGAGAUGAGUUGCCAGCAGCUUUCCUGGGGCCACCCACUGGCUCUUCCCAGCCCAAGUGCAGGAAUACUGACUCCCUUAGGAAGCUCUACAGACAGGCUGGGACUUGGUAGAGGUAUACUCCAGUAGCCACCCAUGGCAAACCUUUGCAACCACUUCACUACCUCUCAUGGGAUCUCCUGGACUGGGUGGGGCACAGUAGGGUUCUGUUCAGCUGGCUGGUGUGGGUGUCAUCCUGGCCAGCAAGAACUGAAAUGGCAGGUCUUCCUGGACCAACUCCCAUACAGCUCUCCCUUUGAGGACCUACCUUUUGGAAGGCUGUGCUCACCUGUCUCCACAGUUCAUGAUCAUCCCCAUGUGAGUCCCCCUUCAAGGAAGGCAUUUGAGACUGGGAAGGAGACACCCUGUGGUCCCUGUCCCCUCAGCUGUCCCACUGAUGGCAGCCAGCAUGGCCUCCCUAGGGCUCCUUCCACUGUUGCCACUGGUGUGCAGAUGGGGGGGGGGGGUCUCACAGCCUUGAAAAUAUAUCUUUUUUUUUAAGCAUUCUUUUCCCCUUAGUGGAGAAAACUCUGGGUAUUACUACUUUUAAAUUUUUUUCCAUGAAAACUGCAGUAAACUGGACCUGAGUCAGCUUUGUGUGUACAUCUGCUGAGCCCUGGUUGCUCUGUCAUGCUAUGCCACCAUCAUGGUCUCUGAUGGAGGGCGACAGGUCUACUUCUCACUGAGGGGCAGAGACUGCUGGUGGAAGCUGAGUGACCAAAGUUUGUGUCACAUCACUCAUAUUGACCGUCACUUUUCUUAUCUAAGUCAUUGACAUAAACAUGUGGCCUGUUGACUGUGGCCAUUGGCUUCCAGUCUAGGUCUGCAUUUCUGUGACAGUGUGUAUGAUUUUGCUUCUGAGGCUAUGACUGAAAACCUUUUGUGGCAGAUGGCACUGCCUGUAUACUGUCAGUUUUCUUUGUCCUUGUGCUCAGUACACAUGUUCACAGGUCACUAGGCAACUUCUGACUGGAACAUCUGUUGACUAUCUUCUCAUGUGAUCCCUCAACCUGUUUGUUUCCUCCUAUCAUAUUCCAGAUGCUACCUUGCUUUCUGACUGAGUGGCUAAGUGCUAUCUUCUCAUGCCUCCAAGGACAUAACUUUGUGAUAUUUUAUCUUGAAGGGAGAGAAGGUCUAUGGAGUCCAAAUGACUGGCUGGGAAACUGUCACUGGCACCUUUGCAGUUGUGUUCCUAUGUGUCACACCAGCACAGAAAUUCGUGGCUAACACUGUGCUCACUAGGAGAACUGAUAAAGGUGGAAGAUGAGCUUUCAGAUGAAUAGUCACAUUUGGCUUUCUGGAAGCUAAAGCCAUGCACUGAGAGGUCAUAUGUGGAAGUCCCUUUGUGGGUACUUGCUUGGCACUCAGCCUCAAGGGCAGCUCAGAGAUUAAAAGGCAAGAGACUUGGGGGGCCAUAAAUAGAAUAGGUGGCCCAUGGGGCAGCCACAGUCACAGAAAUGGCAAAAGGAACACUUCUUCAGAGUGGUUCUUCAUUAUGCAGAGAUGGUUUCACUGACUAGUGGUUGAACUCCCAAUUUAUAUUUUGGUUAAAAAUUAACCUUUUCCACAUAGUGGUUUCAAAGGCUUAUUUGAUACAAAGUGUGCUUCCUUUUAAAGGAUCUUGAAAGUGGUGCUGACACUGAGUCAUAGCUUGGGCAGAGGCAAUUAAUUAAUACCAAUGCUCUGCCACUCCCUAGCCCCUCCACUUUGGAGGGAUCAACCUUCCAGAAGUUUCCCAUCUAUGCACCAUGAGGGUAUGGAGACCUUUGUAAUGGGAUGUCUUCAAGAGUUUUUAUCUGAAGUAUUCAUACGACAUUUAAAAACAAUACUUCCCAAAAAAGGAGGUAACAUUAGUGCCCCUUACUACUUAAUCCUAACUAUUGCUUUGAGGGUCCUGGUACUAAAACUAGUUGUCUGAGGUUUGUUUCAACUGGACCUCCAACCCAUUAUUUCCCUCCCCCACAAUUUUUAAAGCAGUCCACAGGUUAAGAACCACCGGAUCAGGCUGCCAGUUAAUAUACUAGUAACUUUCAGAAGUUCCAUUUUAGAGAUGAGCUCACAACCUUCUAGCAGGUGGGGCAGGAGAGGCACAUUGGCCUGAGCUGCUGUCUCCCGCCUCACACUUUCCCUAGGAAUCUUGCUACUUUAAUGGAAUGGGUGACUCUUCCAUAAUUUACAAUGGCUGAAGUUACAUUGCUCCCAAAUUUGGAAAUGGACUGUGAUUCCCCAUCUAACUUUUUAACUUAUUUCAGAUCAGGUGCUGGAGCAAAACUAUAGAUUGCAACCCCACACAGUAAGCCCCAUUUCAAAAUCCUAGGAAAGCCAGUAGAUUCCACCCUAGUUCCCAGGGCUGUUGCAGUUGAGCCAUGUGGUGUGGAGGCAGAGAGCAGUCCUCCACUCCCUGGACAUCUUGCUUGCAUACUGACUGCUCAUCUGCCACUGCUGAACGCAUGCAUGUCUUACACCACAACCUGAACUAUGCAUGUGAGCCAGUGUCUUGUGCUGUCAUGUUGAACCUUCCCUGCACAGCAGGUAGUGCCAGGUCAGCCAGGACCAUGACUGGAAGUGACAAUUGGAAUCUUUAGGUUUACUAUUAACAGACUGCAAAAAAUUAAAAAGGUUCAAAUUUCUACUUCUGGUUGGAAAAGUGAAGUCAAACUCAGCUGAUAAGGCAGGGCACGAUAAGUACUGACUCCCUCCCUUGACCUCUGAGCCUUUUAAGGUUUGGAUAAAGCUUCAGAAGGAGGUUGCAAGAGUGGAUAGGGAUGUUGGGAUGGGAAAAGAGCACUCAGCAGCUUGUUAACCUGCUGGGAUGGGCUUAGCUUCCAGGAGGGACUUCUCAGCUCCAAAAAGGAGGCUUCACACAGGGUCUUGGGGUUGUCCAGCUAUCUUCAGCUGAGAAAGAGUUAAGCCCUUGAAUUUAAAACUACCUAGGUAGUACAAGAGCUCCUAAAUCAGAGGCAGAGGGAUGGGGACUGGCGUGUCACCCAUAACCAUGAAGAACACUGCAGCUGUCCCUACACACGGUGGAAGAAACACCAACAGACUAUAUGCUAGGUCACAAGGAGCAUCACCUGCAAGACAGGACCCCAGGGAGCCAUAUCCAGGCUGGCAAACACUGGAUAGCUGGAGUUGCAUGUUGAAUGGAGAGAAAUGCCGUUUUUAAGGUUGCAGCUAGAACCACAAUCUGUGAUGAACUCUUGUUUGUUAUUUUCUAAAAAGCUAUUUUACUACUGCAUGUUCCUGUGGUGUCUGUGAAUGUGCAUCCCAACCCCACAAGCUGCAAUUGUCACAGUGGCUGGAACAGGAGUAGGACUGAUACAUUGACAGCAUCUCACAGGUGUUUUACUGCACAAGAGUUUAACCAGAGUAAAUGCCAAACAAACAGUAUAAGGAGUAGACUUUUUAAGAAAUUAAUUUAUUUGAGUUCAGAUUAUUUUUGAAAUAUAAAAAUUGGUUGUAUUUUUUAAAGCUAUAAUUCUUGUAGACAUUCUGUGGUUAAAAUUUUGAUUGUGCUUAAUGGUCACUAUGGUUUGCACUUCAGCUAUGUGAAAAAUAAAAGAUUGUUUGGGAAGGUGA
Molecule: messenger RNA, 7727 nt
Organism: Sciurus carolinensis (gray squirrel)
Lineage: Eukaryota; Metazoa; Chordata; Mammalia; Rodentia; Sciuridae
Gene: Smcr8
Product: SMCR8-C9orf72 complex subunit
Exons: 2
Coding region: 509-3319 (936 amino acids)
Cellular component (GO): guanyl-nucleotide exchange factor complex
Molecular function (GO): GTPase activator activity
Source: RefSeq, a predicted model, not a curated record